AUAUGGCUUCACAGUUGGAGACUGUUGCCCAACUGCUGCAGGCUACUUUGGAUCCUAGGCAACACAAGUUGGCUGAAGCCGCGCUCAAGACCGAAGAGGCAAAACCUGGAUUUUCUCUCCUUCUACUCAACCUUAUCGCAUCCGAAGCUCUGCCUCUUACCACGCGCCUCUCCGGAGCGCUGUGCUUCAAAAACUUCAUUAAGUUCAACUGGGUGGACGAGGAGGGGAACUAUAAAUUGCCACAGGAUGAAGUUGUGACCAUCAAAAAGGAACUGAUAGGUCUCAUGAUCUCAGUUCCUGCCAGCAUUCAAUCACAACUAGGGGAAACAAUCAGCGUCAUCGCCGACUCUGACUUUUGGACUCGCUGGGAUACGCUGGUAGAUGAUUUGGUGUCACGUCUGAGUCCAGACAAUGCCAAGGUCAACAUCGGGGUAUUGGAAGUCGCACAUUCUAUCUUCAAGCGUUGGAGACCACUCUUUGCCUCUGAUGAUCUAUACAUAGAGAUCAACCACGUCUUGGGGAAAUUCGGACAAGCAUACGUGCAGUUACUUGGAAGCACUGAUCAACAGAUCGAAGCGAACAAGAGCAAUAAAGAGGUCUUGAAGCAACAUGUUGAGGUGAUGAACCUUCUCGUCAAGAUAUUUUACGAUCUGUCGUGUCAGGAUCUCCCUCCUAUUUUCGAAGAUAAUCUUGCCGAAGUCACAUCGUUGCUGCACAAAUACCUCACAUACGAAAAUCCUCUGUUAGCCACUGACGAUGACUCGGAAUCUGGACCUCUGGAAUUUGUUAAGGCUGGAAUUUGCGAGGUCAUAACACUUUACAUGCAGAAAUACGAAGACGCUUUCGGAGAGCUUUGCAAGCCAUUCAUCACUAGCACGUGGAAUUUACUUACGACAAUUGGACCAGAGACGAAAUACGACAUAUUGGUCAGCAAGGCUUUGCAUUUCUUGACUGCUGUUGCAAGUCAGGAUAAGCACGCCGUGACUUUCAAUGAUGAUAGCGUCCUGGGACAGGUGGUUGAGAAGGUUAUACUGCCAAAUGUUAGCUUGAGAGAAUCGGACAUUGAGCAAUUCGAGGAUGAACCUAUUGAGUACAUCCGCCGAGAUCUGGAAGGAUCAGACGCAGACACUCGACGGAGAGCAGCAACGGAUUUCCUACGGAGACUCCUGGAAAAGUUCGAGCAGCUGGUGACGGAUGUCGUUGGCCGGUACAUCACGCACUACCUUGCAACAUUUACACAGAACCCUGGUUCGGAAUGGAAGUCGAAAGAUACUGCAGUAUACUUGUUUUCAGCAAUUGCGGCCAAGGGGGUCAUCACAGCCACUCACGGUGUAAAGACAACCAACCCGUUGGUCAGUGUAGUCGAUUUCUUCCAGAACAAUAUUGCAAGUGACUUGCUUGCGGAUACAGGAGUGGAGCCUAUUUUGAAGGUGGACGCUAUCAAGUUCCUCUAUACCUUCCGAAGUCUGUUGACUAAAGAACAAUGGAGUGCUGCUUUCCCGCCCCUGGUAAAGAAUUUGGCAUCAUCAAACUAUGUGGUUUACACUUAUGCUGCAAUUGCUGUGGAGCGAGUCUUAUUCCUCACCAACGAUUCCGGCGUACACAUUCUUGGAAAGGAGGAUGUCGAACCCUUUGCAAAGGAUCUCCUGGAACACCUGUUCCAAUUGAUUGAAAAGGAUUCGGCGCCAGAAAAGAUCCAAGAGAACGAGUUCCUUAUGCGCUGUGUCAUGAGAGUGUUGCUUGUCAUCAAAGAAGGCGUUGUUCCGUUGACAGAUAGCGUUCUCCAACACUUGAUCAAGAUCACUGCCAUCAUCGGCCAAAAUCCAAGCAACCCACGAUUUUACUACUAUCACUUUGAAGCCAUGGGUGCGCUCAUCAGAUACUCCGCUCCCUCCCAACCAGAAAAGCUCGAGAAUGACUUAUAUCCCCCAUUCGCUGCAAUUCUUCAUAAUGAUGUGCAGGAAUUCAUGCCUUACGUCUUCCAGUUGUUUGCAGCACUUCUCGAGGCUCGGCCUCAUGGCCCAUUAUCCGACUUCUACAAAGCCCUGAUUGCCCCAAUCCUCAUGCCGGCGCUUUGGGAAUCAAGAGGAAAUGUACCAGCGCUCUCUAGGCUGCUGUCGUCUAUCAUACCGAGAAGCGCAGCAGAUAUUGUUGCGAACAAUCAAGUAGAGCCAGUUCUAGGAAUCUUCCAGAAGCUUAUGUCCGGCAAAGCGAAGACGGAGCUCUAUUCCUUCGAUAUCUUGGAAGCAGUUAUUACAUCAUGUGAAGUCUCUGCUAUUCAGCAAUAUUUCCCUACCAUCCUCACCAUCAUAUUUACUCGCCUGAAUAAUAACCCACCCGAGAGGUUUAAGCAGCGCUUUGUACGCUUUUACCACCUCAUCUCUUCUCGCGACCAGUCAGGUCUAGGUGCUGAUUUCUUCAUCCGAAAUUCUGAUACCGUUCAAGAUGCCGUCUUUGUCCCAAUCUACCUCACGAUUAUUCUCCCGACAACACAGCAACUGGCUCGACCUCUGGAACGUAAGCUGGCCGUCAUAUCUUUGACCAAAACCCUCACCGACUCGCAAGCCUUUGCGGUGAAGUAUGUCAAAGGUUGGGGAAAGACCUGCGAAGCUUUGCUGAAGCUGCUGGAAAACCCGCCAAUGCCAGUUGCUGCGGAUGACGUGGUUGCCGAGGCCGAUGUGGACGACUUGAGCUUCGGAGUAGGCUUCACCCAGCUAAGCACAUGCAAGAAAGCACCGCGAGACGACUGGCCCGAGGUGACAGAUGUGAAAUCCUGGGUGGGUUCCUAUCUCAAAACCGCAGACGCACGCCACGGAGGGGCAAUUGGAGGAUACGUUAAUGAGCGAUUGUCGCCCGAGGCGAAGAGCGUCUUGGUAUCAUACAUGCAAUAAAGGAAAGGAAAGGAAAUCAGGAAAUCAGGAAAUCAUGAGGUCACAAAUGAUAGAUAUGAGGCGAUGGAAUGAAUGGUCGGAAAAACAAAAAGAAUCCUAUGUGUGUGUGUGUUGUUGUAUAAUUUUAGCGUCAGUUACUACUAGUAGGUCAGUGAGAUGAGCGAAAAAUAGUCGUUCUUCUAUGAUAGAUCUGUUUUGCACUACUGUC
Molecule: messenger RNA, 3099 nt
Organism: Amorphotheca resinae ATCC 22711
Lineage: Eukaryota; Fungi; Ascomycota; Leotiomycetes; Helotiales; Amorphothecaceae
Exons: 8
Biological process (GO): protein import into nucleus; protein export from nucleus
Cellular component (GO): cytosol; nuclear envelope
Molecular function (GO): nuclear export signal receptor activity; small GTPase binding
Source: RefSeq, a predicted model, not a curated record